Molecule: messenger RNA, 821 nt
Organism: Capra hircus (goat)
Lineage: Eukaryota; Metazoa; Chordata; Mammalia; Artiodactyla; Bovidae
Product: sperm-associated acrosin inhibitor-like
Exons: 4
Coding region: 69-332 (87 amino acids)
Molecular function (GO): protein binding
Source: RefSeq, a predicted model, not a curated record
AAAUCAGGAUUUUUCUCUGUUCAUGAGUUAUCAACCAUUAUAAAGUUUUCAUCUACUGACUUGAUAAAAUGUCUUUCUUCUCAUCAUGGAUCAAAGCUGUUUUCAUCAUUUUCUUUGCAUUUCUUCUUUGCUCUGAAGCUUUCCUCCGAUAUAAAAUAAAAAUGCAUAAGACAAACUGCAUGUCGUUCAUACUUUCAUCAUACGUUUGUACUGGAGAACAUGAGCCAGUCUGUGCAACCAAUGGUCAGACUUACCGUAAUAUAUGUGUUCUCUGCAGUGAAAAGAUGCUUCUUCGUGAAAAUUUUGAAGUUGAUCAUUUUGGUGUUUGUUGAAUUUUGAUGAAGAUACACACCCUUAUAGUUCUAAUGUGAUCUAAUUUUGCAGUCAGUUCUACAAUUAGAAUUUGAUUUCUUUCAACUGGGUCCUUAAAUUCACAGAUCAGAUAAAUCCUCUUAUGGAACAUGAGAUGGAAAAUAGAAUUUCAAAGUUACUGCCAAUUCCAAGAUUUUUUUAUUUCAGGACUUUGAUUCUCCAUGUUUGAUUAUUCAGUGACAGUUUGAAAAAUAUCUUAAAUAUGUUUGAUAUCAUAAAACCUAAUACAACUUAAAAUCUUAAAUAUUUCAUUCAAAAAAGUUAAUGAUUUAGUCUCUUUAAAAAUCUUUCUUUUUUAUAGUAAAGGGAAUAUUGCCCAUUAGGAUAUAAAAAUACAUUCAUUUAGUUGUACAAUCUUUUUUUUACAGAUGCUUCUAAAAUAAUUCAGUAAACAUGGUAUAUCGAUACAUGUGUUCUUUAAUUUUUAUUCAAUAAAUUACAUAAAAGCC